CAAAUCUGUUCAAUAUUGAAGAAAAACCAUAAGCAGAGAACAAAGGAUCUAGCGGCGAGUAAGGCAAAAAUAUGUUCAAAGCAGGAGUUGUUGGUGACAUUCAAACACACAGCACGAAGAAGAACCUCGAGCCGCCAGGUAAAAAUGCAUAUAUCCUAACUGUGGUAUUGCCAAAGAGAACCAGUAAUCAGAAAUGUUUUAGCCACUGGACAUGUAAAGAAAAGGUGUUGCAGCGUUUCGACAUUGUCGCAAAACAUGCACAGAGGGGAGGGAGCCAUGCCAGUGUCUGCUCUUCAUAUUUUGUUUUGGUCAGAGCACCAUCAACAUACAUUUGCCAUAGGAAAAAUCUGUAUCUUUAGAGGUAACUUGUCUUUCCGAUAUUUGGUCCUGCAACUCUACUUUCAGGCAAAACAUAAAGGAGGAUUUGGUAGAGUAAGAUCCCCUUAGAUCCCAAACUCCACCAAAAAUUUCAUCAGAUAGACCAUAUCUAGGUAAGGAUUGUGCCUGGAAAACAAUCUUAUUCCACCGUUUCGUAAGCUCAGGAUACAGUCUCCUCCUGAAAAUUGGGUGAAGAGUUAUUAUAUGUGAGAAAAAAAGAGAAAUGGUACAAUCCUGCUCCUGACACAAGUCAAAGAGAAGAGGAUGGAAAUUUGUAAUUUCUUAAAUGUAAAAUUUGUUUCGUUCACUUGCAGGUGUGAAGUGCUGCUAACUUGGUUCAAGCGUGGAGCAGCAAAUUGUAAAGUCUGAGUAUAAGACUUGGUCAGAGUUUGACUGGUUCUCUGUAUCACAACAACACAAAUUUUUUAACAUACAGGGACAGAAAGAUGGCUGCAACACCAAGAUGGAUACGCUAGAAACAGCUAGAAACAAGCGCUUCGAUGGUUCCAACAGCUAGAAACAGGCGGCUGCUGGAUGGAGAACAAGACGGUAAUGAUAUCUCCACUCUAAACUCCAAGAAAUCUCCAUUGCACCAUCACCAAAGAACUCAACUAUGGCUGCCACCAGGGAGGAGUUGUUGGGCGUUGCCGAGCCUGCACCACUGCCCCCGCCGACCCACGGUGACUCCCAGAAACCACAGAAUGACCUGUCCCUGGCUUAUAUCGUGCGCAUGCUCAUGGAGGAUGACACCGUUGACACGUUUCCAGACCAGUACCCUGACCACCCGAAGCUCCUGCAGGCCGAGCAGAACUUCGCUCAGAUCCUCUCUGCAGCUAACAUCACCUCAGCUCCCGGCGGUGCGCUUGACACCGCCUUGCUGCCCAGCAGAGACAACAACAACAACAACAGUACGCUGUUUCCUGGUGAGAACAGCAGUACCAGCAAGGCAUUCUUCAAAGGCAUGGUGGAUGCCAGCAUGUUGUUGCCCAGAGACAAUGGGGUAUUGGAUGGUAGGGGGUAUAAGAAAAGGUUUGACAUGGAUGAUGAAACAGAGGCAGGCAGGGGCAGGGGCAGGAGCAGGACUGACUCUGAAGAGGAGGACACCGCACUCAAGAUGUUGGACCGGCUCAUCCUCAAUGGCUAUGACAAGUACCCCGGUGAGAUGCAGGAUGUACUAAUCACUCUGGACAAGGAGAAGAACGCAACACAGAAGAGAAUCCGCUGGCGUGGGAGGGGCGGUGCGAGGCAGACCGAGACCACAGUGACUGACCUAGAAACACUGCUGAUCCGCUGUGCGGAAUCAGUCAGCAGAAACGACCGGCACAGCGCGAUCGAGGUGCUGGAGCGGAUCAAGCGGUACUCCUCGCCAAGGGGGGACGCUAGGCAGCGUGUGGCGUAUUACUUCGCCCAGGGGCUGGAAGCACGGCUGGCCGGCACAGGGAGCGAGUUGUACCGCUCGCUUGUUGGGAAGCACACCUCCACCUUGGAGCUCGUCCAGGCCUACCAUCUGCAGAUGGCCACAUGCUGCUUCGUCAAUGUGGCUUCGCUCUUCUCCAACUAUACCAUUUACAACGCUGUUGCUGGUAGGAGAAAGCUACACAUUGUGCAUUAUGGCAUCAUCACCGGGUACAAGUGGCCAGAGCUGAUCCAGAGGCUGGCAGACAGGGAGGGUGGGCCACCAGAGGUGAGGUUCACUACCAUCAACAAUCCUCAGCCUGGGUUCUGUCCGGCUGAGCUAAUCAAGGAGGCAGGUCACCGGCUCAGUGCUUGCGCAAGCAAGUUCGGCGUGCCAUUCAAGUUCCAUGCUGUCGCAGCCAAGCUGGAGUCUGUCCAGGCUGAGGACCUCCACUUUGAUCCCGAUGAGGUGCUCAUCGUCCACAGCCUAUUCCAGUUCAGGACAAUGCUAGACGAUAACCUCACCGGUGACAAGGUAAACCCAAGGGACAUGGUGCUCAACACUAUCAGGAAGAUGAAGCCAUCCGUGUUCGUACAUGCCGUCGUCAAUGGAUCAUACAGCGCGGCUCUUUUCAUGACGCGGUUCCGUCAAGCGUUGUACUACUUCACGGCAUUGUUUGACAUGAUGGAUACUGCCAUUCCACGGGGCAACGAUAAGAGAAUGCUGGUGGAGCGGGACAGUUUUGCUUGGUCUGCGAUUAACAUGAUCGCCUGUGAAGGCACAGACCGGGUGGAGCGCCCUCAGAACUACCGGGAGUGGCAGGCGCAGAACCAGCGGGCAGGGCUGAGGCAGCUGCCGUUGGACUGUGAUAUUGUUCUGAGUCUCAAGGAUGAAGUGAAGAAUAAGUACCACACACAUUUCAUGGUUUACGAGGAUCACCGGUGGGUUCUGCAGGGAUGGAAAGGCCGGGUGCUAUGUGCCCUCGCGACAUGGACAGUUGAUGAUACUAGUGCUUCUGAAGUGACAUAGAUAGAUACUAGAUUUAUGCACCAAAGGAUAUACAUUUGAUCUGGUGACUUUAUCAUUGUUUUGUUUUAUAGGUGUUUAUCUGUGCAGCAUCAGUUGUGAAGUGACAUAGAUUCAUACCAAUGGAUGCUUUUGUGAAGUACGGCCAAGAACAUUUUUAUGCAUCUGAUUGGUCAAAACUCUUAUACGUUACAUAAUGAAAAUCUAAUGUGCAAUCUGCA
Molecule: messenger RNA, 3021 nt
Organism: Brachypodium distachyon (stiff brome)
Lineage: Eukaryota; Viridiplantae; Streptophyta; Magnoliopsida; Poales; Poaceae
Product: scarecrow-like protein 14
Exons: 2
Coding region: 992-2803 (603 amino acids)
Biological process (GO): regulation of DNA-templated transcription
Cellular component (GO): nucleus
Molecular function (GO): sequence-specific DNA binding; DNA-binding transcription factor activity
Source: RefSeq, a predicted model, not a curated record